This is a messenger RNA of Brassicogethes aeneus, 1494 nucleotides long. The record is from the annotation of a GenBank genome assembly. NCBI's taxonomy places the organism in Eukaryota, Metazoa, Arthropoda, Insecta, Coleoptera, Nitidulidae.
AUGUGCGCGCUCCGAAAAUACAUCGAGAUUAUCGACAGUGCCGGGGUUAUCAAAAAAGUUGACCUUUGCAUAUCCAGUAGGAUAGCCGAGCAGAAACACACCAAGCAGAUUGUUUGUACGUUCAACAUGAGCAAACCGAGACUCUGCGCGGCCGUCGUCGUGGUAGUUUUUUGCGCGUUGGCGGCCGAAACCGGGGCCGAAACCGGCUGCGAGGCCAUCCAGCAGAUCAACAUCACGGUGUACCAGACCGUCGACAGCGUACCGGAAGUUAUCAAGACGUCGGACACCAUUGAACUGGGGAAAGACGCUUUCCACAUCAUCGUAGCCAAUCAGAGCAUCCCCAGGCUGUGCCAGAACAACGUCUUCAUCAGGAACGAGCUGUCGGUGUUGCAGAUCAUCAACAGCAGCAUCCAGAUCAUCCAGCCGGGGUCCUUCAACGUAACCCCCACUUUAACGCUGCUGAAAAUCAGCCACAACCCGCUGAAUAGGGUCGGCAAAGGCGUCUUCAACCACAUCAAAGUCAAAGAGUUGGAUCUCUCGAGGAACUUCAUAUCCGCCAUCGACGAAGACGCGUUCGACAACAACACCUACUUGGAGAUCGUGAAGCUGAACUACAACGCCAUCAAGGAGAUUGAAUCGGAAUGGUUCAAGAACAGCCCCAAUGUGUAUCAACUAAGCAUAAUCUACAACGAGAUCACGGACAUCCCAGCCGAGGCCUUCAAGAACAUGGCGAAGGAGCGACCGUUGAAGCUGCGUUUUUCGGCAAACCGAAUAUUCCAGAUCAACGCUAAGGCUUUGGAGGGCCACAAUGCAGUCGAUAUCUUCCGAUUGAACGGAAACAAGCUGUCGGAGAUACCCGACAACAUCUUCGCGAACAGAACCAUUAAAAGUGUGGAGGUAAGCACCAACAAGUUAAGAUGCUUUCCUGACAAACUGUUCGAGAGCAAGCUGGACGUUCUGGCGUUCCUGGAAAACCCUUACUUCGAAUGUGCAUGUUUGAAAAAAGUUCGCGAAUACGUCGAAAGGAACAACAUCCAGAUUCUUUAUCCAGCCAUUAUUUGCGAAGACAGGCCCAGAGAGGUGAACAUUGUUUUUAAUUUUAACAAAACCUUCGAGAUACCCAUUCUGCCCACUUCGCUGCCGUUAAUUAAAACUCCAGACACAACCGACUAGCUGCUAUUUCUCGAUAAAUUAUUUAUUUUUAAUUAGGUUUUAUAGAUUGUAGUUUUUUGAUCGUUGAUUGCACACGUCUUCAAGAAUCGUCAUAAAUCGUUUUUCAUAAUUAAGUGACACUAAUCUUUCAAUUUGUGAUACCAAAUGGGUCAAUACUAAUGCCAAAUAAAAUAGCGACUAUCAGUCCUAAAAAGUAGACCUAAAUGAUGUUGUACUGUAUGUUGUUUAUGAUGUAAGAAAUUAAAAUUAUUUCCUGCUUUUUAUUUUUAUAGUAUUGUAUUGUAACUAUUAACACUAGCUACCAAUAAACAUAUUAAUUAA